AUGUCAUCUUCAGCGAGUGACCGUGGGCCGAGGGGGUCCGAUUCCCUCGGUUCUGACGGCCAUAACUUUAACGAAAGCGAUUUUGAGGCGUUCAAGAUUUUUGCGGGGGGUCUGAACCGCAACACCACCGCCGAAACCCUGCGCGAUCAUUUCGGCCGAUUCGGUACUGUAGUGCAUUCUGAAAUUGUGUCGGACAAGACAACGGGGCGUUCUCGCGGGUUCGGUUUCGUGACUUUUAACAAUGAUUCUGCCAUGAAGGCAGUGCUUUCAACAAGUCACAAAAUCGACAACGUGCUGGUCGAUGUGAAGCAGGCAAUAAAGAAGGAGCGAGCCCGAGAUUUGGUCCCCAUUCGCGAGGAAGUGAAUCGUAUUUUCGUGGGCGGUAUAUCAGACAGCGUUAGCGAGGAUGAGUUCAAGGAAUACUUCUCCAGAUACGGCAAGGUUGUGAGCUACAACUUCAUCGUCGACAAGACUACGAACAAGCCGCGUGGCUUUGGGUUUAUCAUCUAUGACAACCCUGCAGACGUGGAUAAGGCAAUUGGCCACCACACCAAGCUCGGUCGCAACUGUGAGGCGAAGAAAGCGCAACCGCGGCCUGCACUGAGCAAGGGCACGUCCGCUCCCGCCCCGGAAAACUUUGAUUACGCGGCGUACUACUACGCGCAAGCCAACAUGAUGUACAACCCGUAUUUCGCCCAAAUGUACGCAAAUGGCCAGAUGCCGUUUUUCAAUGCCAUGUACCCGUACAACUGGCAAGGAGGUGAGAACGGCGCGGAGGGCAUGCCAGACGGCCGCCUGGCCGGAGAGGAGGAAGUACGAGGCAGCCGUGAGAAGCGGUACCACAAAUCUUCCGACCAUUACUCGAGCGGACCGUCCCGCGGUAACCACAGGAAAUCGUCGCGCGCUGAGCCGUAUUAG
Molecule: messenger RNA, 918 nt
Organism: Babesia ovata
Lineage: Eukaryota; Apicomplexa; Aconoidasida; Piroplasmida; Babesiidae
Product: RNA recognition motif-containing protein
Exons: 1
Coding region: 1-918 (305 amino acids)
Biological process (GO): regulation of gene expression
Cellular component (GO): nucleoplasm
Molecular function (GO): RNA binding
Source: RefSeq, a predicted model, not a curated record